Molecule: messenger RNA, 5010 nt
Organism: Cuscuta campestris
Lineage: Eukaryota; Viridiplantae; Streptophyta; Magnoliopsida; Solanales; Convolvulaceae
Source: the annotation of a GenBank genome assembly
UCUUUUUGCCCCAUUAUAGCCGCUGUAGGCCUGCAGUCGUCACAAGGAUGAGGGUGAGGAGGGGUGUGUCGAUAGUCGAGAAUCAGUUUGGAUUCAUGCUGGGGCGCUCGACUACAGAAGCUAUACACCUUCUCAGGAGAUUGGAGGAGCAAUAUAGGGACAGAAAGAGAGACUUACACCUGGUGUUCAUUGACUUGGAAAGAAGUAUGAUAGAGUACCUCGGGAGGUCCUUUGGAGGUGCCUGGAGUCUAGAGGUGUGCUUGUGGCCUACAUCAGGACUAUUAAGGACAUGUACGAGGGUGCUAAGACUCGGGUUUGGACAGUGGGUGGUGAUUUGGAACACUUUCCGGUCGUGAUGGGGUUGCACCAAGGAUCAGCCCUUAGCCCGUUUUUAUUUGCUUUAGUGAUGGACGAAUUGACGAAACAUCUCCCGGAGGAGGUGUCGUGGUGUAUGCUCUUUGCGGAUGAUAUUGUGUUGGUUGACGAGACGCGUAGUGGAGUUAAUGAUAAGCUGGAAGUGUGGAGAACGACUCUUGAGUCGAAAGGCUUUAGGAUAAACAGGACUAAGACGAAGUACAUGGAGUGCAAGUUUAGUGGCAUAACGCAAAAGAUAGAUGAGGAAGUCAAAAUCGAGUCACAAGCUAUACCUAAACGAGAAAGUUUCAAGUAUCUUGGUUCCAUAGUACAAGGGGACGAGGAGAUUGACGAUGAUGUCGCACAUCGUAUUGGAAAGAUGAAAGUAGCAGAGAUGCGAAUGCUCAGAUGGAUGUGUGGGUAUACUAGGAGGGAUAUGAUUAGGAAAGAAGUUAUACGGGAUAAGGUUGGGGUGGCAUCCGUCGCGGAUAAGAUGAGGGAAGCGAGACUGAGAUGGUUCGGACAUGUGAAGAGGAGGUGUGAGGAUGCACCAGUUAGGAGGUGUGAGAGAUUGGCGGUCGCAGGAGUUAGGAGAAGUAGGGGUAGGCCGAAGAAGAACUGGGGAGAGGCGAUUAGACAGGACAUCACACAACUUCAAUUGAAAGAGGACAUGACCAUAGAUAUGAAGGUUUGGAGGUCUAGGAUUAGGAUAGAAGCUAUUUCUACCAUCCAAGCUCCAAGUUGCAGCAACCCAAAAAUGGAUGUCGGAAAGGAUGAAAUCACGUCAGAGCAGAGAAGACGCGCCGAAGCAAACCGGCUAGCGGCCCUAGCGAAGCGCAAAACCAAUCAAGAAUCUUGGAAGCUUCUGAAAUGUCAAAAACCCUCGUCCGAAUCCACUCCAUCUAAUGCCGUUUUUCACAAACCUGAUCCAGUUUCUGCGCCCAACCCGCUUCACAAGCCCGAGUCGUCGUCUCCUCCCCUCGAGAGAUUCCGGGCCAGGCUCGAAAUUUGCUCUGCGGACUCGUUCUCUGUCACUCCCGUACCUGUACAGGGUCAUCCUUACCCUGGUCAAGAAGCCUGCUUCGAAAAGCUUAGAGAUAUACUCUCAUAUGUUGUGCCGUCACACUACACUCAAAAUACUGGAGGCGGAAGGGGUUGUGUGUAUAAGCUUACAGAUUAUGAAGCAGUUCUAAGGUCCAUUAAGGGGUGUAAAGAUGUUGAGUGUGAAGAAAUACCUUGGGGAACACUUAAUGUAGUUGAAAAGCUUUCACAUUCCAUCAUUCCUGGGAGAUGGAUACCUUGCAGGCCAGAGCAUCUUCCAGAUGAGAAGGUCAAUGAGUUGAUUAACAGACUUCCUAAAACAUUGCUAGACACCCUUCUACCUUUUCAGCUAGAGGGAAUAAGGUUUGGGCUAAGGAGGGGCGGAAGAUGUCUCAUUGCUGAUGAGAUGGGGCUUGGAAAAACCCUCCAGGCUAUUGCCAUUGCUAGUUGUUUUAUGAAUGAGGGUCCUACACUCAUUGUUUGUCCAGCUAUUUUGAGAUAUUCAUGGGCAGAAGAAUUGGAGCAUUGGAUUUCAUGUUUGCCUUCUGAUAUCCAUCUUGUUUUUGGUCAUCAAGACAACCCUUCUCAUUUAAGCAGAAUCCCAAGAUUUGUAGUCAUCUCAUACACAAUGCUAAAGCGCUUGAAAAGGAGCAUUCUAGAUCAUGAAUGGGCUAUCAUAAUCAUUGAUGAAUCACAUCAUCUUCGUUGUUCAAAGAAAAAAUCUGAACCAGAAGAGAUAAAAGCAGUUCUUGAUGUUGCAGUGAAUAUCAAGCGUUUAAUUCUAUUGUCAGGGACUCCCUCUUUAUCAAGGCCAUAUGACAUAUUUCAUCAGAUAAAUAUGCUAUGGCCAGGUUUACUUGGAAAGACUAAAUAUGACUUUGCAAAGACUUACUGUUCUAUCAGACUUGUGCAAGGAUGCCGAGGGAAAGCUUUCUAUGAUUUCUCAAAGGGGACCCGUUUGGAAGAAUUACAUAUGCUACUUAAGCAGACUGUUAUGAUACGACGCUUGAAGGAACAUGUACUCGUUCAGCUGCCUCCCAAGCGUCGCCAAAUCAUAAGACUGGUUUUAAAGAAAUCAGAUAUUGCUUAUGCAGUUGCUUUAACUGAAGCGUCAGGAGGCAAUGCUCCAACACUUGAUGGCAAUAGGACAGAUGCUGAAAAUACUGUCGUGAACGCUCUUGAAGAAGAUGAAGACAAUAGUGGCAAUCAAGAUUGUUCCGUAAAGCUCUCUGAUCAAGCACUUGGCAUUGCAAAAUUGUCGGGAUUCUGUGAAUGGCUCUCCAUACAUCCAGUCAUCACAGAAAUAGAUGGAGAUGAAACAGUCAGUGCAAGUUGCAGUUCUCACAAAAUGAUAAUAUUUGCUCAUCAUCAUAAGGUUCUUGAUGGAGUCCAGGAGUUUGUUUCUGAGAAAGGUAUAAGCUAUGUUCGUAUUGAUGGGCAUACACCUGCUUAUGAUAGGCAGUCUGCUAUUCAAUCCUUCCAGAGCUCAAAAGAGCUUAAGAUUGCAAUAAUUGGAAUACUUGCCGGUGGCUCGGGACUAAACCUGUCGGCUGCUCAAAAUGUUGUCUUUCUGGAACUGCCAAAGGAACCUGCACACAUGCAACAGGCUGAAGAUAGAGCUCAUAGGCGCGGGCAAAAGAAUGCAGUCAACAUAUACAUCUUUUGUGCGAAGGAUACUUCAGAUGAAGUUCGUUGGCAGAACUUGAAUAAAAGUUUGCAUCGAGUUUCAUCUACAAUGAAUGGAAAGUAUGAUGCAAUACAGGAGAUAGAGGUUGAUGUUGUUUCUGAUGUCGGAAGAACUGAUAAAAUUGAAGAAAGGCUAUCUGGUGGAAAAAAUGGUCAACAACUUCUUUUACAGUCAAUAGAAAAUCAGAACGCAUCCUAUAAUGAAUCAGAGAAGAUGAUGAGUAAUGGCAACCAAGAACAUAAUGAAAAUUGUACGCAUCCAUCAUUGUCUUGUUCAAAAAACCUUGAGCAAGCUACAACCAUUGCCAAAAUUGAUACAUCUUGUAGUUCUGAUAGUUCAGAUUCAAGUGAAUGCAAUCGAGAAGAGGAGAUCGGUGAUUGUGGAUCUGUCAAGCAAAUUGAAUCGAACAAUAGUAGCUCAAGUAAUCUAAAGUCUCUGCGAUUUGAGGUUAGCUCUUACACGGGAAGAAUCCAUUUAUAUGCUUGCAUUCCAGGGAUAGAUACAAGACCAAGGCCACUUUUUGAGAAUUUCCGGCAAGAGGAGCUAAAUUUCCCGUCUUUUCCUGUGGACAAUGAGGAAAAAAACUACAAAUGUAUAAAGGAUGACCCAGCAUAUAACCAUGUUCUCAAGUCAUUCAUUGAUGAGUGGAACAGCUUGAGGCCAAUAAAACAAAGGAAAUUAAUGGGAAAGCCAUUACAAUUACCAUUAUCUACUGAGUUGUGCUGCUUGAAUGAGAACAUUGACUAUGACGAUGAGGGACUGUUGAAAGCUCGGAGCAAGAAAAGGACUACACCACUAAAUGAGAUAAGCCAUCCCUUGCCCUCAAAUGCCACAUGGAAGAGUGUCAGACUUGGUAGCAGCAAUAAAAAGGAGAGAAUAUUUACACAGGGGUGGUCAAACAAGGAUGAACCACUUUGUAAACUUUGUCAAUCUGUUUGCAAGAAAAGCUGUGCUAAGGCACCUGAAUACUUUGAGGAUCUCUUCUGCUCUUUGGACUGUCACGAAGAAUACAGAUUAAGAACAAGCCGUAGAUACAUGCGUGAGAGGCUUUUUGAAAUCGAGCAUGGUAUUUGCACGAAUUGUCAAUUAAACUGCCAUAAACUUGUGAAGCACAUAAGGCUUUUAUCACAUGAUAAGCGAGAAGAUCAUAUUAACAAAGUAGCUCCACAUAUCGCAAAGCGCAAAAAAUUACUUGAGAAACUUGUUCAUGAUCCAAAUGAAGGCAAUGCUUGGCAUGCUGAUCAUAUCACACCUGUAUAUAAAGGGGGAGGUGAAUGUUUUUUGGAGAACAUGAGGACACUUUGUGUUGCUUGCCAUGCAGAUGUGACUGCUGCACAACGUAAAGAAAGACAACUAGUGAGGCUGAAUGCAAAGAAGCAUCUUCAAGUUAUCAUGAGAAACUUUAAAACAGCUGUUGAUCCUAACACGGCUAACAAUAAAACAGAGGACACUAGACAAUGCCAAGAUAGGGAGAGAAUGGAGGAGGAUAAUCUUCUCAUUCACAUCCCAGGAAGUUCAUACUCAGUGCUUAAAAGCUCCAAUACAGCUGGGAGUGGAGAGGAAGCCUCUCCUUCAUAGCUUUUAUUUCCCUAUGUUUUAUUCUUUUGGGCGUUCUGGUUCAUAUGUCCUCCCCCCAUUCCCCACCCCACCCACCCCCACUGCUCUCGUUCACCGUGCCUAUAAUGUUCUCGUUGUGUGCAGGUUUCAGGGAUUUUAAACAAAUCAGCCCAAAAAUUUUGAGUUUAUUACUGUAUAGACAAUUAGUAGUAGUUGUUUGUUGAUAGAUAGAAUUACAUAUCCGGACUGACCAGUCAGAGUCAAUAUGUCAUACAUUUGCCCAACACCUCUGCAUAAUGCAAUGGACAUUGAACAAUUUCAGCUUUAUAUUAAUGUAAUAGCCAGUUGUUUAAUAAUUUGUACAUAAUGAU